Pediculus humanus corporis (human body louse) is the source of this 336-nucleotide messenger RNA. RefSeq lists its product as uncharacterized. Gene Ontology annotation, biological process: telomere maintenance via telomere lengthening; regulation of DNA-templated transcription. Lineage: Eukaryota; Metazoa; Arthropoda; Insecta; Psocodea; Pediculidae. Gene Ontology annotation, molecular function: telomeric repeat DNA binding. The transcript is spliced from 3 exons. Gene Ontology annotation, cellular component: shelterin complex. Bases 1 to 336 code for a protein of 111 amino acids. The record is from RefSeq and is a predicted model, not a curated record.
AUGAAUUCGAAUCAAAAUAUAAAAUCAAAAAGAGAAGAAGAAAAGGAAAUUUCGAAAGGGUACACACUCGAAGAAGAUGUAGCCAUUGUUAAUUACAUAACAGAUAAGAAAAGAUAUUUACAUGCAUCUGGAAUUCAAGUGUGGAAAAAUGCUGAAAAAAUUAAAAUUUGCCCCGGAAGAUCAUAUUUAUCAAUGAAAGAAAGAUAUAGAAAAACAAUAUUGAAAAAUAUAAAAUCGUAUAAAAUAGAUAAAAAUUUAAUAUGUAAAAUAUUAGAAUUUCAAAGAGCCACACAGGCUGGUAAACGAAUAAUUCGGUUAAAAGAAUUGCAAAGUUGA